CGUGUCAGUGAGAAUGGACGUCAAUUUGCUUUUGGAGGUUUUUUAUUUGUAGUUUGUAAUUUUGUUGUUAUCUUUAAUAAUUAAUAGGACAAUGUAAUUUUAGUAAACAGUGUUAAAAUUUGUAGUGUUUUAGUUUAGUGAUACUGUUUUCAAAAUGAAAGUUGUUGAAGCAAAAAUCGUCGUAUUAGGCUCGCAAGGUGUUGGUAAGACCAGUCUCGUGGUCCGCUACAUCGGCAAAAUGUUCUCUAAACACAUCUCCCCCACAAUCGGAGCCUCGUUCUUCACCUGCAACAUCAACCUGGAUGAUGCCAGGGUUAAACUACAGGUGUGGGAUACGGCUGGCCAGGAGCGUUUCCGGUCCAUGGCUCCCAUGUACUACCGGAACGCAAAUGCAGCGCUCUUGGUAUACGAUAUCACCAGCGCGAACAGCUUCGCCGCCAUCAAGGGAUGGGUUAAAGAGUUGCAGAAUAAUGUCCCGGAGCCCAUGAUCCUCUCGCUGGUGGGAAAUAAGAGCGACCUGGAGAGCCACCGCGCCGUGGCCCUCAGCGAGGCGGCCCAAUACGCUGCCUCCAUUGGAGCCGCUUACUGCGAGACCUCGGCCCUUCACGAUCAGGGUAUAGACCAAGUAUUUCUAAACACGGCGACAGAGCUCCUCAAACUGUCCUCAUCAAGCCUCGUCGCGUCUCUGCGUUCGUACGACUCGACGGACUACGACGAAAAGUUACCGAUAGGCAUACCGUCCGAAGAAAAAGCCACUCAUACAGGGAAAAUUGAACUACCAGCGUGGUCUGGAGACGUUAAGCACGGAGAGCUUCAGAGAAGCAUGUGUUGCUAGUACACGGAAGACUAAUUAUAUACCGCGGUUUUAGUCGCGUUAAAUAAACCAUUAACUGGCUUGACUGAAGAAAAUAGGGAUUCAAUUUUUGUAUAUAUAUUAUACAAACUAAGAAAUAUACAUUACAUUUAUAAUGAA
Messenger RNA from Melitaea cinxia (Glanville fritillary), 973 nucleotides. Its product is annotated as ras-related protein RHN1-like. The transcript is spliced from 6 exons. The coding region runs from base 155 to 835 and encodes 226 amino acids. Gene Ontology annotation, molecular function: GTP binding; GTPase activity. The record is from RefSeq and is a predicted model, not a curated record. NCBI's taxonomy places the organism in Eukaryota, Metazoa, Arthropoda, Insecta, Lepidoptera, Nymphalidae.